Rhizoctonia solani is the source of this 1584-nucleotide messenger RNA. Its product is annotated as isocitrate lyase. Gene Ontology annotation, molecular function: isocitrate lyase activity. The record is from RefSeq and is a predicted model, not a curated record. Bases 1 to 1584 code for a protein of 527 amino acids. The transcript has 13 exons. Gene Ontology annotation, biological process: carboxylic acid metabolic process. Lineage: Eukaryota; Fungi; Basidiomycota; Agaricomycetes; Cantharellales; Ceratobasidiaceae.
AUGUCCGCCGAAAAAGCUGCUUUUGAGCGCGAAGUCGCUGAGCUCGAGGAGUUCUGGAAGCAACCAAGAUUUGCGAGGACCAAGAGGCCGUACACAGCUGCUCAAGUUGUGAGCAAGCGAGGAACCGUCCGAAUUCAAUAUCCUUCCGAUGUAAUGGCAAAGAAGCUUUGGGCAUUGCUUGAGGCUCACUCAAAAUCUGGGACCCCCUCCCACACUUACGGAGCACUUGACCCUGUGCAAGUUACUCAGAUGGCGAAGCACUUGGAGACUGUUUACGUUUCCGGAUGGCAAUCAUCAUCCACAGCUUCGUCGACUAAUGAGCCCGGUCCAGAUCUGGCUGAUUAUCCCUCCAACACUGUGCCUAAUAAGGUUGAGCAUUUGUUCUAUGCACAGCUCUUCCAUGACCGAAAGCAAAGGUCUGCUCGAGCACAAUUAUCCGAGGCUGAGCUUGCCAACACCCCGUACAUCGACUACUUGAGACCACUUAUUGCUGAUGGCGAUACGGGUCAUGGUGGUUUGACCGCUUUGGUCAAAAUGUUCGUCGAAAAGGGGGCUGCAGGAAUCCACAUUGAAGAUCAGCGCCUGGAACGAAGAAAUGUGGACAUAUGGCAGGAAAGGUGCUCGUCCCCAUCUCUGCACAUCAGCCGAUUGGUCGCUAUGCGUCUUCAGCUUGAUAUUAUGCAUACAUCUACUCUGGUAAUCGCUCGUACCGAUUCCGAGGCCGCCACCCUUAUUACCUCACCUGUUGAUCCUCGGGACCAUCCUUUCAUCUUGGGGGCAACUAACCCGGCAUGCAUUGAUGAUUACGCGGCCGGUGCAGGCGGAGUAGGCCUUGUCAAGGCCAUGAUAGAUGCGGAGGCUCGCGGCUUGAGCGGUGCUCAGUUGCAAGCUGUCGAGGAUAAUUGGAUUAAUCAAGCCGGGCUUAAGACCUUCUCUGAGGUGCUUGAGGCAAACAAGGGAUCGUUCGAAACAGCGGUACAACUUGCUCAAGGAAAGUAUGGCCUACGAACCCUGCCCCCCUUCUCCUGGGACGCAGCACGCACCCGUGAAGGCUUCUACCGCUACCGUGGCGGAACUGCUGCUGCGAUUGUCCGCGCCGCUGCUUUCGCCCCCCACGCCGAUCUUCUUUGGAUGGAGACCAAGAGCCCGAUUCUUGCUCAGGCCAAGGAGUUUGCUAAGGGUGUACAUGCCAUUCGUCCAGGACACUGGCUCGCAUAUAACCUGAGUCCAUCUUUCAACUGGGACGCCGCUGGUCUUAGCACCAAAGAUAUGCAAGACUACGUGUGGCAGCUCGGAAAACUGGGCUUUGUAUGGCAGUUUAUCACUCUUGGUGGAUUGCACUCCAAUGCAUAUAUCAGCGAAUUGUUCGCAAAGGCUUAUGCAAAGGAAGGCAUGAAGGCAUACGUCGAGCUUGUUCAGAGGCGUGAGAGGGACAUUGGAUGUGAUGUCCUUACCCAUCAAAAGUGGUCUGGCGCCGAUUAUGUCGACAGCCUCCUGAUGACUGCUACAGGUGGUAUUUCUUCCACAGCUGCCAUGGGCAAGGGCGUUACCGAGUCCCAGUUUGCUACGAAAGGGAAGCUGUAA